Molecule: messenger RNA, 2445 nt
Organism: Vespa velutina
Lineage: Eukaryota; Metazoa; Arthropoda; Insecta; Hymenoptera; Vespidae
Exons: 3
Coding region: 978-1391 (137 amino acids)
Source: RefSeq, a predicted model, not a curated record
UUUCUUUCUACCCUUAAUUAUUACACCCACAGAGAUUUUUAUCUUUAAAAUUUGUUAUUAAUCACAUAUCGAUGUGAAUGAAUUACUACUAUCGGCAUAUUUUAAGCACAUUAAAUAUUUUCAACCAAAACAAUAUUCUUUUAAUUUUAAUCAGAAGGUCAACUUGUCCCUUAUUAACAUAUGACAUUUCCCCGAUUGAAUUCAUUUCCAAAUAUUUCACGGAGAAAGACGGAAAGAUUCGGAGUGGGAGAGGAAGCGAGAGCAAUAAAAAAGAGAAAGAAAGAAAAAUUCAGAUAAGGAUGGCGAUGACGUUAUUAGCUCGGUCAUUUGUAAUUAUACAAACAUUUGCAAUCGACAUACGCAUUUAUCACGAAUGUUAAACAAGAUUUAUUUAAUAUGGCGAUUGGCUCGUUAUCUUACCAAUUUAUUUCACGGAAUUUAACAUUUUAACGUGCGAAAUCCAAUCUAAUUGUUCCUCUCAAAAGCAUUCAUUAUAUAUAGUACAAGUUUUCACGUCGAUAUUGUGAGAGUUUCUCGUAGACGUAAAUCCUCUCUUUCUCUUUCUCUUUCUCCCUCUUUCGCCAUUGUUCUUUCAUUUAUCUUAUGCGAUUUUAUCUUCUAACUCGAUUCCUCACGAUUUGUAAUAAGUUACGAACGAUUAUUGAGAAACGUGAUUCUACUGUCGAUGCUGUGACUAUCGAUUUAACCUAACUAUUUAUAUACGACACAAUAUACUGGUUAUCUAUAAAUUUUGAAUAUAUUUAUAAAAAGAAAUGCAGAAUAAUAAGCGUCUGGCACUACUUUCGUUGGAUGACGUUCGUUCUUUCUUUUCUUUUUCUUUUUUUUUUUGUUUGCUUGUUCGUUUGUUUGUUUAUUUAUUACCAACGAGCGAGCACUUUGAUGAAAUUAUUCUUCCAAACGUUAAAUAAUCUUCUCUUAACCGUGAAUCGAUCUGCUAACGGAGAUCCAGUAUCGCGAUGAUUCAGAAACGAAUAAAAAAGGAAAUCGAAGAUAUCGUGACGAUGAUGAAGAAGAAAAAGAAGAAGAAGAAGAAGAAGAAGAAGAAAAAGAUAUCCUUAAAGAGAAUCAUGCCGAGACGAGAGUCGAGAGAAAAAACGAGAUUCCUCGUUGGCGGUGGCAUUCCAAAUGGGCGAAGAUGGAAGGAGACGGUGAAUACGACUCUCCUUGAACGCAAAAACGGAGUUAGAGUCCAGGUAGUACACCCUUUCACCGGGCGCGAGAAACGAAACGACAGGGACGCGACGCAUACUAGACACGUCGUCUAUGGUGUGCAGCCACGUUUCGAGAGUCCAUUCUACCAAGACGGCAACUGCCGUUUAUACGCCAGUCCAUAUAGCUAUAGACUAUAUUUACGCUAUACUAUUUUCUAAGGAUUGGAAUGAACGCACUAUUCUGCUCUCUAAAGUGAGAGAGAGUGAGAGAGAGAGAGGACAACUAGCUUUUGCUAGCAAGAUAUUUGUUGCUAGCCUACGGCAUUCUCAACGGCCUGCUACGAGAUUUCGUAUCGUGAUAUAUUAUGUAUAUAUAUAUAUAUAUAUAUAUAUAUAUAUAUAUAUCGAGAUUAAGGAUUAUUUUAUACUUCCGCAAAAUACCAUUCACUUGUACGUUUUACUAUAACUACAAAGAGAUUUUCUCAUAAAUAAUAUCUAUGAGAACCUAGAGACUUAGAUUAUCUAACUAACUAAAUUGUUUAUGUGAAAAUUCGAUCUAAAUAAUGUCUAUUCUUUCUGUGAGAAAUAAAGAAGAAAAAAUUUCUUUCGUAACGUACAAAUUUCGUUUUUAAAGUUACAAAAAAAAAAUUGUUUUCAAUUUUCUUUAAUAUAAUAUCAUUUUAUAUAAUAAUUUUCAAUAACAUUUAUAUUGAUAUAUAUAUAUAUAUAUAUAUAUAUAUAAUAUUUUAUGAGUUUAACGUUUAAAGUUUCAUUUCGUUCCUUUGUCUACUAUUCUCGAAGUUCGGUCGAAGUAUACUGUCGGCUUCAACGUUGUGUCCAUUCGCCUGGUUAGUCGCCUAAACGGGCAAUGCAAUGACUAUAGAUAAGUGCGAGGGAGGCCAGGAUGCCACGUAGCAAAACCGAUACCCUACUCUCUACGAGUGAAUCUUCAACAAGGAAUAUAAUAUUUGCAUACACGUCCAUUUUUUCCUUACAUUUUGAAUAUAUUUACGAAUUUUUCUUUCUUUCUUUUUCUUUUUUUUUUUUUUUUUUUUUUAUCGCACAUCAUAUUGACUCUCGAUUGAUUAUUAUCACAGGAGAUCAUUGACUUGUAUUAAUUAAUUUUUUUCCUUAUAACUUUUUCUGAAUUUCCUAUGAGAUAAUUGCAAAAGCAACAUUCUUUUCUUUUUUCCCUUUAGAUAAAUGAUCUGAAAAAAAAAAAAAAAAAAAAAAAAUAAUAAUAAACUGACCGACUUUGAUCGUUUCUUUUCUU